This is a messenger RNA of Closterium sp. Naga37s-1, 633 nucleotides long. The record is from the annotation of a GenBank genome assembly. Lineage: Eukaryota; Viridiplantae; Streptophyta; Zygnematophyceae; Desmidiales; Closteriaceae.
AUGGACGACAGUGGGGGAAGACUGGAGCUUUGGGGGGUGGGAUCAGAGGGGUCGUCCUCAGGAGCCCGUGUGUCUCGUGUUGUGGCGAAUCUGUCUCGGGUGUACCGCUUUGCUGUUGAACGGAGCAUGUGGCAGAUGGCUCAGCUGCAGCCGUAUCAGCAGCCGCUAGUGCCGCAGCAGCAGCAGCAGCAGCAGCAGCAGCAGCAACAGCAGCGUCAAGCUCAGCAGAAGCACGGCAAGGAUGGGAGUGGGCAGAAGACGGUUGGGGGUGGGAGCGCGGCUAGUGCAGGAGGGAGCCGUGAGACCGGCGAAGUUCCAAGCCAUGCUGCGAGGCAGGUUACCAGCUCUGGCGAAGAGGAGGGCAGCUGGGAGGAUGUGGUGGCUGGCGAGGCAGCAGAAACUGCAGGCAAUCUGGAGUCGGCGCUUCUUGACUUGUCAGAGUCCCUGUUGCUCUUCCUGCCUCGGACUGAGGGGAUUGGAGGGACUGGGGGGAUUGGAGAAUCUGGGGGGAGUGGAGGGAUUGGAGGGCCUGGAGAGAUUGGCGGGGCUGCUGCAGGAGUGGGUCUAGCAGGAGAGGGUGUGCCUGCAAUGGAAACAGCUGGGGGAGUGGCUUUAGUAGUCCCUGCAGCCUGA